This is a messenger RNA of Aspergillus pseudotamarii, 777 nucleotides long. RefSeq lists its product as uncharacterized. The coding region runs from base 1 to 777 and encodes 258 amino acids. The transcript is spliced from 2 exons. The record is from RefSeq and is a predicted model, not a curated record. NCBI's taxonomy places the organism in Eukaryota, Fungi, Ascomycota, Eurotiomycetes, Eurotiales, Aspergillaceae.
AUGGAAGAAAGUCUCGAGAUUUUGGCUAGCACAAAAGAGUGCCCUGGAGACGAACUGUUAGUGUGGCUUGUCAGGAUUCAGUUGGUCGUCGACAAAUCUUAUCAUCUUCGCCGGGACGGUGACAACUCUCAUUCUUCACCGCUGGUUACGGACUUGUUGCAAUCUCAACUGGAGUCGGUAAAGCGCCAGAUACCUUCGCAUCUGAAGGAAAAUAAUGUCAUCUGUAUGUACCUCUCGAACGCAGAACUUGCGAUUCAUGAGGCCUUGAUCAAGGCGCCCAUCCCAACCAACGGCCCUGAUCCCCAGGGCGUAACAAGCCUUCAUACGUCUCUGCUCGCUGCGAAGUCUUGGUUAGAUGUCUGGUUGUGUGUUCCUCCCGAACAUUACUUGGGGGUAUCCUUUACCAUACUCUCCAUGUUCUGCCGAGCCCUGGUGGACCUGUUCAUGCUUUCCACCCUGGAUGACCCGACGUGGGAUCGGAAAGCUGUCCAAGACCGCGUGAACCUACUCUAUUACCUAGACCUCCUGCAAACGAAUUUCAAAAGGUCGGUCGACCACCGCGCCCAAGAGGCGGACGCAGAUAUAUUUGCGAAGGGGGUCAACAUGAUCUCAACGAUCAAAGAAAGAUGGGGGCCAUCAUUGAUCGAGGCCCAGCAGUAUCUCCCUGCCACCGAGGUGGCUAACCCGACCUGGCAGGAUACACUGGAUAACCCCGGGGAUUUAAAGCUGGAUGGCAUGGACGAUGCAUGGAUGAUGGAGUUAUUCGGAUUCAUAUAA